This is a messenger RNA of Belonocnema kinseyi, 1388 nucleotides long. RefSeq lists its product as uncharacterized. Bases 116 to 736 code for a protein of 206 amino acids. The transcript has 2 exons. The record is from RefSeq and is a predicted model, not a curated record. Gene Ontology annotation, molecular function: metal ion binding. NCBI's taxonomy places the organism in Eukaryota, Metazoa, Arthropoda, Insecta, Hymenoptera, Cynipidae.
CCAUCUGGUUACAUUGGGUCAUUGGAUGCACAUAUAUUGGGUAAUGGUGGUUAUUAAAUUAGUAUAUAAGUCUAGUCUAUUUCUAUUAUAAGUAUUUGGUAAAAAAGAGUAAAAAAUGGCUUCCUUGGUGGCAGAUUACGAAUCCUCUUCUGGUUCAGAUAACGAAUCUGACAGCGUCUCUGAAGACAGUGAUAACAUUUCUAAGGAAAAAGAAGAGGAGGAUUCGGAGAGCGACAACGAGGAUCCUGAUAAAGAAUCCGCUUCAAAUGAAAAACUUCCACUACCCACACCCGACUUCAAUGGCACAGUUAUUCCAAAAACUUCCGUUUUCUCGAAUCCAUUCGUGGAGGCAGAAAAGGCGAAAAGCGCCAUCCUGGAGAAGCACGUUAAAAUGACACCCACCCUGGAUGACACGAAAAUGAUAAACGGCAGGAAAAUCUGCUGGAACUAUCGAAAAGGUCGAUGCCGAUUUGGUCACAACUGUACCUUCGCACACGACUCUGAUCUGCAUCGAACAGCUUCCGAAUUGGAAGCCAUAAGAGCCCCACAGGAAACGCUGAUUUUUCAGACGCCUUACAAUGGUCAGAUCAAUGUGAUUGACGAGGAAGAGGUGGAUCAGGAAAAUAAGCUAAUGAUCAAGCGAAAAAAGAGGCCAGGAUUGAGCCAAACUCUAGUGCCCGGGAAAAAGGUUCUGAAAAUGUAUAAAACGCAACAAGCUAAGGCAGUUGGUAGAUAAACGGGCCUUCAGUUUCAAAAGAUUAGUUGCAAUUUAAAUUUAAAUCGGAGAAACAAAAAGUAUAAUCGAAUAAUUCGGUUGUUAAUCAUUGAAAAUUUAUUUGAAUUUACCUUUAAAGAAAAGUAGAGAUAGUGUUAACAGAAUUAUUUAACUAUAAUUAGGGAUCACAGUUGUUUUUUUUUUUUUCUAUUCCCCUAAAGAUACUUGGCUAUUAUUCUAAUAUUUACUUAGCAAACGUAAAUAUGGAAUUUAUAGCUAAGACAAUUUCAAGGAAAUGUAAUUAAAAUUUGGUUUUUAAAAUUUAACCAUAAAAAAUAGGUUUAGUUGACGAAUUUCAAACUAAACUUUUUUGAAUUUAGAUAACAGUUUAAAGUUAAAAUAAAUUUUGGGACGAAAAAGUAUCAAGAAUUAGUUAUUAAUAAUGUCUUUUUUUUUUUUUUUUAAAGAGAAAAUAUUGUUGAUUGUGGAAACGAUUUUGAACAGAUACAAAUUUUUUAUAUACAAUACUGAGAAUCCAUUGGAUGACUAUUAAUUUGUCAAAUAUUAUUUGCCAAUGGCGACCCGUUUUCGAAGAAAUCAAGUUUUAAUAUUUUUUUUGGUCAGGGAUUGAAAUUUUUGUUUAUUAAUUUGAAAAUUUCUUUUUAUUUGCAAU